AUGGCAACAGGAACCUCCUGCUCAACAGAGUGCAUCAAGGGCUCGAUCCAUGCCGGAACUCCCAAAGGCACCAUUGAAACACUCCACGGCCUCUCCGUCUACACAGUCGGAAACCGAACCUCACCACGCGCAACAAUCUGCAUAUACUCCGAUAUCUUCGGCCUGGGUCUCCCCAACAACAAGAUCAUCGCCGAUGCCUACGCCGCCUCAGGAGAGUACCUAGUCCUGCUCCCAGAUUUCUUCAAGGGCGACCCAGUCGGACUCAAAGUCGCCGAUGCGCUGCUUCCCGUCGAUGCGGCGGCACAGAGUACAUUCGCAAAGUAUACGGGUAUCUUGGCUAGUUUGCCAACGUUUCUUAUGUGGCAGCGGAGGCAUGGGAAGGCGGAGUCCGACAAGAUUUGUCUCGACUUCAUGCGGGAGUUGAGGCGAGCGACGCCGAGCGGGAGGAAGAUCGGUAUGGUUGGGUUCUGCUGGGGCGGAAAGUAUGCUGCUCGCACGGGGUUGGAGAGCAACAUGAUCGAGAUUGAAGGGGUGAAGAAGCCGCUUGCCGAUGCGAUCGUGGCGCUACACCCAAGCCACCUGGUUGUUCCCGAAGACGUCGAGGGUCUUGUUGUCCCGACGAGCUUUGCGUGGGGCGUGGAGGAUAUCGCUGUGAGUUUUGAGACGAAGGGCAAAGUGGAGGAAUGUCAUGCGAAGGCACAGAAGGCGCGAACAGAGUUCCCUGAGAUCGAACACAAGGCGUAUACGCCUGGCAGGCAUGGGUUCGCGGUCAGAGGCAACCCAGACGAUCCGCAGGAGAGGAAGGCGCUGGAGGACUCGGAGAAGCAGGUACUUGCGUGGUUCGAGAAAUGGCUCUGA
This is a messenger RNA of Alternaria incomplexa, 858 nucleotides long. RefSeq lists its product as uncharacterized. Bases 1 to 858 code for a protein of 285 amino acids. The record is from RefSeq and is a predicted model, not a curated record. NCBI's taxonomy places the organism in Eukaryota, Fungi, Ascomycota, Dothideomycetes, Pleosporales, Pleosporaceae. Gene Ontology annotation, molecular function: hydrolase activity. The transcript has a single exon.